GGCGGCGGCGGCGGCGGGGGGCGGAGGGCGGCGGCGAACGCGCGGGAGCGGCACCGCACGCACAGCGUCAACUCGGCCUUCGGCGCCCUCCGCAGGCUCAUCCCCACCCGGCCCGCCGACCGCCGCCUGUCCAAGGUGGAGACGCUGCGCCUGGCGGCCAGCUACAUCUCGCACCUGGCCAACGUGCUGCUGCUGCAGCAGCGCCGGCACGACGAGGGGGUGGACGCUGAGCAGCCCUGCCCGCAGAACCCGCAGCCCCCUGCGUCCCCGCAGCCCUGCUCGCCACCGGGCAGCUCCACGCCGCGGCCCAUCUGCACCUUCUGCCUCAGCGAGCAGCGGCAGCGGGUAAGGGAUGAGAGGAGGAAAACAUCUUUACGAAACAGUAAAAAGUAA
Chiroxiphia lanceolata (lance-tailed manakin) is the source of this 393-nucleotide messenger RNA. Its product is annotated as basic helix-loop-helix transcription factor scleraxis-like. The record is from RefSeq and is a predicted model, not a curated record. Gene Ontology annotation, molecular function: DNA-binding transcription factor activity, RNA polymerase II-specific; RNA polymerase II transcription regulatory region sequence-specific DNA binding; protein dimerization activity. Gene Ontology annotation, biological process: developmental process; regulation of transcription by RNA polymerase II. The annotation marks the transcript as partial. Lineage: Eukaryota; Metazoa; Chordata; Aves; Passeriformes; Pipridae. The transcript has 2 exons.